This is a messenger RNA of Dendrobium catenatum, 2075 nucleotides long. Its product is annotated as abscisic acid 8'-hydroxylase CYP707A2. NCBI's taxonomy places the organism in Eukaryota, Viridiplantae, Streptophyta, Magnoliopsida, Asparagales, Orchidaceae. Gene Ontology annotation, biological process: sterol metabolic process; abscisic acid metabolic process. The coding region runs from base 218 to 1843 and encodes 541 amino acids. The record is from RefSeq and is a predicted model, not a curated record. Gene Ontology annotation, molecular function: iron ion binding; heme binding; oxidoreductase activity, acting on paired donors, with incorporation or reduction of molecular oxygen, NAD(P)H as one donor, and incorporation of one atom of oxygen. The transcript is spliced from 6 exons.
GCCGAUCACUCCCAACUUGUUUUGUCGUCUCGGCUUAUAAAUACAUCGUUAGCGGCCCGGUCUGCUUCCCAACAUCCCUCCAUCCCUCAAUUUCCGCCAACUCUGCCACCGCCAUCCCUCGGCUACCUCCGCAAAAUUAAUUCCAGUCAACAGAGCAUCAAGGUAGCUCUUCCAUCCAUCUAAAUUUUAAAGUUUAUCUCUAUUAUGGCACUCGUUGAUGAUAAUAAUAGUAAUAAUAAUAAUUAUUAUUAUUAUAAGUUCUUGUUCCACCGGCUCCGCUUCCGCUAUGAGCACCGUUAUUUCCAUGCCGAGCGCCACCGCCGUUAACGUUGUUCUGCUACUGGCGGCGCUUCUCUGUCUGAUUUUCCGCCACGUGGGGUGGAAGAAGGCAGCAUCAGCGGCUGGUGGCGCCGCAGGGGAAGAUGAACCCGUGAAGCGGCUGCGGCUUCCUCCAGGGUCGAUGGGAUGGCCUUACAUUGGGGAGACGUUCCAGCUGUACUCAAAUAAAAGUCCCAACAGCUUCUUUGCAGAGAAGCAGAGGAGGUACGGGGCGGUUUUCAAAACGCACAUACUAGGAUGUCACUGCGUGAUGAUGUCGAGCCCGGAGGCUGCCAGAUUUGUGCUGGUGACAAAGGCUCACCUCUUCAAGCCAACCUUCCCUGCCAGCAAGGAGCGUAUGCUGGGUCGGCAGGCCAUCUUCUUCCAGCGAGGCGAGUACCACGCCAGGCUCCGCCGCUUGGUACUCCGCGCAUUCAUGCCUGAUGCCCUCCGAUCCAAGGUCUCCUCCAUCGAGGAGGUCGCUCUGCGGGCCCUCUCGUCCUUGGAAGGAGGCGGCUUCAUCAACACCUACAAGGAGAUGAAAACGUACGCGUUGAAUGUGGCGCUUCUUUCCAUAUUUGGAAAGGAGGGGCAAUCCUACAUAGACGAGCUGAAGCAGUGCUACUACACCCUAGAGAAAGGGUACAACUCCAUGCCCACCAACUUUCCUGGGACACGCUUCCACAAGUCCUUGAAGGCCAGGCAUCAGCUCGGUCUCCUCGUGGCUAGGAUCAUCUCCUGCAGGAGGAUGCCGAGGAUGCAACAAAAAUUGAGAGGAGGAGGAGGAGGAGGAGCUGGAGUUGCUCCUGAUCAUCAUAAUGAACAACAUCAUCAUGAAUCCGCCUUUGCCGACGUCGAUCUCCUCGCCUCCUUCAUGGAUGAAAAAGAGUCUCUUACCGACGAACAGAUAGCCGACAACAUCAUCGGGGUCAUCUUUGCAGCCCGCGACACAACCGCCAGCGUCCUCACUUGGAUCCUCAAGUACCUCGCCGAGAACCCCACCGUCCUCCAGCUCGUCACGGAAGAGCAAGAGGAGAUUCGAAGGCGUAAGGAGGUUGUGGUGGGAGACGACGAUAAGAGGGCCUUGAAUUGGGCGGAUACGAAGAGGAUGCCCGUCACUUGCAGGGUCAUUCAGGAGACCAUGAGGGUUGCUUCCAUCCUCUCUUUCACCUUCCGGGAAGCGGUCGAGGAUGUCCACUAUGAAGGUUAUCUAAUACCAAAGGGUUGGAAAGUCCUUCCCCUGUUUCGAAACAUUCAUCACAACGCAGACAAUUUUCCAGACCCCGACAAGUUCGACCCCUCCAGAUUUGAGAGUUCACCGAAGCCGAACACGUUCAUGCCCUUCGGAAACGGGACUCACGCAUGCCCUGGAAAUGAGUUGGCAAAGCUGGAGAUGCUCAUUCUCCUCCAUCAUCUCACCACGAAAUACAGGUGGUCAAUUUGUGGACAGGAAAGUGGAGUUCAGUAUAUUCCCUUCGCCCUGCCAAUGAAUGGAUUACCCAUAAGCAUCGCUCUCAAAAAAUGAUGAAUUCCAUAGAGUUUAGGACUCCCGGCAAAAUCAAAUUAGAGAGGCGGAGCAGUUGCUUUUCCUCAUUUCCAACGGAUGUUUCGUGCGUGGUUUAUGCGCAUGAUCUGUAUGCUAGGAUUGAUGAUAAUUACUCAAUCACGCACCAAGGGCUCAAACUCAACGCACAAAUAUUCAUGAAUGAAUAAGGGGCUCAGCUCCGGCGUCAUAUAUGAUAUUUAAAACAAAAAAA